UCACUCCCUCUCUCUCUCUCCCUACGCACACGCACGUACACACAAACACUCUCACACACACGCUCCAAGCAGCUGAGCCGUUGUCAGUCUUGGAAUGUCGUCGCUGCCGGCGGGAGUCAGACGCUCGGCUGCUAAGCACCACUGAGGAGCAGGAGAAGCAUCGCUGCAUCCCGCAGGCUACGCAAGCAUCUUGGUGUUUGGCUUCAGCGUGAGGAAUACAAUGCGUGUUGCGCUCGCACUACCUUGCAAGUGUCAAAUCCGAAGCUCCUCUCCGUAAUUCCCAAGUGGUCAUUUUUCCCGGCCGACUCGGAUACCAUGCUCGUCGGCCAGACGAUCCUGACUCUGUGCGCCCUGUUGCCCGCAACGGCACUCCCUCUAGUCCCUGGAAAUAUCGGCAAUGUGUUUGGAAUGUCAGAGAGCGACGGCAGGAUUCUGCAACGUUCCAAGAGGGGAUGGAUGUGGAAUCAAUUCUUUCUGAUGGAGGAAUACACAGGAAACGACCAUCAGUACGUCGGCAAGCUGCACUCCAACAUGGACAAAGACGACGGUACUGUCAAGUAUGUUCUGACGGGAGACGGCGCCGGCACACUUUUCCUGAUUGACGAAAAGUCGGGGGACAUCCACGCCACCAAGAAGCUGGACCGCGAGGAAAAGGCCAUGUACACACUCCACGCCAAAGUACUGGAUCGCAACACUAACGAAGAACUGGAGCCAGACACUGAGUUCAACAUCAAGAUCCAUGACAUUAAUGACAACGCGCCCAAGUUUGAGCAGGACAUCUACUUCGCCAGAGUGCCGGAGAUGUCUGACGUCGGAACCUCCGUGGUGACCGUGACAGCGACGGACGCCGACGAUCAAACGUACGGCAACAGCGCCAAGCUAGUCUACAGCAUUCUCCAAGGCCAACCCUACUUUUCUGUGGAUUCCGAGAAUGGCACUAUUAAGACAGCACUACCGGGCAUGGAUCGGGAGGUCAAGGAGAACUACCAGGUGGUGAUCCAGGCCAAGGACAUGGCCGGACAGAUGGGGGGUCUCUCGGGAACUACUACGGUCAACAUUACCCUCACUGAUGUCAAUGACAGCCCGCCGCGCUUCGCCAACCACAUCUUCCGCAUCACCGCCUUGGAGUCGGCGGAGAUCGGCGCCGCCAUCGGCCGGAUUAAAGCCGACGACCCGGACGUCGACCGCAACGCCGAGAUGGAAUACAGCGUGGUCGGAGAUAGCGACAACUUCAACAUCGUCACGGACAAGACUACGCAGGAGGGCAUCGUCAUCAUCAAACGGGCGCUCGAUUACGAAACCAAACGGGACUAUGAGUUCAGGGUGGAAGUGAGAAACACCUACCUCGAUGCAAGGUACAUCCAGGGUCUGUACUUCACGGACUUUGCCACCGUCAAGGUCACGGUAGAGGACGUGGACGAGCCCCCCGUUUUCACUCAAAACCGUUACUUCAUUGAGGUGCACGAGGACACGGCCGCCGGUAGCUUCGUGGGGGUGGUGUCGGCGCAGGACCCUGAUUGCGAAAACAAGAUGGUCAAAUACGCCAUUGAUCGUCACACCGACCUCGAGAGAAUCUUCAACAUUGAUUCUUAUAAUGGCACCAUUACAACCAGAAAAGCUCUGGACAGAGAAAUGUCCAAAUGGCACAAUAUCUCAGUGACGGCAACGGACAUGAACAACCCACAUCAUGUUGCCAGAGUGGCAGUUUUCAUCAAAGUGCUGGACGUGAAUGACAACGCUCCCGAGUUUGCUAUGUCCUACGAUACGUUUGUCUGCGAGAAUGUCAAAGCCGGACAGUUAAUUCAAACAAUCAGUGCCGUGGAUACAGACGAGCCACUGGUUGGACACAAGUUUCUUUUUAGCAUAAAAGCAGAGAAUCCAAACUUCACCAUUAAUGACCAGGAAGAUAACACCGCCAAUAUCCUGACACGGCGGGGAGGCUUCAGCCGGCGCGAGAUGAGUGUCUAUUUUCUGCCUGUGGUUAUUUCAGACAGCGACUACCCCGUCCAGAGCAGCACCAGCACACUAAUCGUGCGCGUUUGUGCUUGCGACAGCCGUGGCAACAUGCAAUCGUGCAACCCUGAGGUCCUGCCCUUCUCCGACGGGCUCACUACUGGCGCCCUGGUGGCCAUAUUGCUCUGCGUCAUCAUUCUGCUCAUGAUUGUGGUUCUGUUCGCGGCCCUAAAGAAGCAACGAAAGAAAGAGCCUCUCAUCAUCUCCAAAGACGACGUUCGAGAUAACGUGGUCAGCUACAACGACGAGGGCGGCGGUGAGGAAGACACUCAAGCCUUCGACAUCGGCACGCUACGCAACCCGGAGGUGAUGGACGCCAACAAGUUGCGCAGGGACAUCAUCCCCGAAAUGCUCUUUUCCUUUCGGAGGACAUCCCCGAUAAAGGAUAACACGAACGUCAGAGACUUCAUCAACGGGAGGCUUCAAGAAAACGAUUCCGACCCCACCGCGCCCCCUUAUGACUCGCUGGCGACGUACGCGUACGAAGGCAGCGGCUCGCUGGCGGAAUCGCUCAGUUCGCUGGAGUCCGCCGCCACCGAAGGGGAUCAGGAGUAUGAUUACCUCAGCAGCUGGGGACCGCCGUUCAAGAAGCUGGCGGAAAUGUACAUCGGGAGAAGCCCGGAUCGGGAGACCUAGACAGAUCUCCGUUCGGUCUGAUUACGGCGAGCUAGCCAGACCGACUCUUUGCUGGCUUGCUAACUAGCAAGUCUGCCGCCAGCCUACCUAUGUAUCAAGCGAAUUAUCUGUUCAUGUCCGAUGCCCUAGCUAGUGCGCUAGUCCACUAGUUGUCUGUUUGACCCUCACACGUGCACUGAAGGUCAACAGGGAUUAGAACUUGACUGGGGCGGUCCGGUUCUCCGAGUUUUACUGUUUUUUGGUCAUAAUAAGUAAAGAUGCCUUUUGACUUUUAGGACUUUUUUGUGAACAAUGGCGUGGAAAUGUGUUUUGUAAGUGAGCAGAGCGCUAGCAGUAUUGUAUCCUCUCAAUGUUUAAUGGCGCCGGAUUGUGUUUGGGAGCCCAGUCACUCCAAGGAAAAAGUGUACAUGUACAAAGUGUUUUUCAACAUCCUAUAUAAUCUUUGCUAUUAUUUGUCUGACGAGCAAUGUCCAUGUGAACGGUCGGUGCAGUUAAUUUGUCAAACUGGAGUCAUUUCAUUACGUAGGCGUAACAUGUAACCAGAAAAGUGUACGUUGUAGGAAAACACUGGAUUCAUGCCGCUUGAAUGCCGAGUCAUAUUGUUUUAUAUUUAUAUUUUUCUACUUAUUUUUGUAAUAAAAUGAAGAAAAAGUU
Corythoichthys intestinalis (scribbled pipefish) is the source of this 3303-nucleotide messenger RNA. It is a transcript of the gene cdh10a, whose product is annotated as cadherin 10, type 2a (T2-cadherin). The record is from RefSeq and is a predicted model, not a curated record. Gene Ontology annotation, molecular function: cadherin binding; calcium ion binding. Gene Ontology annotation, biological process: cell-cell junction assembly; cell morphogenesis; adherens junction organization. The transcript has 12 exons. The coding region runs from base 316 to 2649 and encodes 777 amino acids. NCBI's taxonomy places the organism in Eukaryota, Metazoa, Chordata, Actinopteri, Syngnathiformes, Syngnathidae. Gene Ontology annotation, cellular component: adherens junction; plasma membrane; catenin complex.